CAUCAUCAAGUUGUUACUACUACUCAUGUGUCAACAGCCUCAUCAACCCUCACCUUACGAGUUUACUAGUAGUGUUCCAGAAAAGCUGAGGCUAUUAUAAAGAGAACAAAAUCUAAGCCAAAAAUAAUCUAGGAAAAGGGAUUAACAAUAAAGUUUGUCAUUGGGGACACUUUCGCUUCUCCUGACCCGAUAAGGACUUAAAAAGCCUAGGGUGCCCUAGCCAGCGGCCAGCAUCAACUCGAAGCAUUUGCAUCCAUUUUCAGGAUCACAUAAAGGGUCUUCCACUACAACAUUUAACACAUCAUGGCAUCUGCAGACGACAGUUUUGAUCAGUUUGAGGAGGAGGAAGCAGGGGAGACUCAGAGUGAAGCUACCAUAUCCUCUGGAACUGGAGGAAGAAAAAGGUUGUUUUCCAAGGAAUUGCGAUGCAUGAUGUAUGGUUUUGGAGACGAUCAAAACCCAUAUACAGAAAGUGUGGACCUUUUAGAAGAUCUUGUAUUAGAAUUCAUAACACAAAUGACUCAACGGGCAAUGGAAGUGGGCAGAUCAGGUCGAGUUCAGGUUGAGGAUGUCCUCUACUUGGUGAGGAAAGACAAGAGGAAGUAUGCUCGAGUUCACGACCUUCUGAAUAUGAAUGAAGAAUUAAAGAAAGCUAGGAAAGCCUUUGAUGAAGUUAAAUAUGCUGGCUUGUGAAGAUUCAACCACAGCAGUAACAGGCAUACAGUGCAUGUCACUUUUUCUUGGCAGAGCAGCUGUAUUAUUUCUGUAACUACUAUAUGAUAGUAGAUUAAAGCAGUUCUUUAACUGCUGUCUUAAAGUUGCAUUCUCAGUGAGUAUGUGCUGCAUUUUGGAAGCAGAGUUAUUAUGAUGUGAUUUCAGUGGAAAUGUCGUCCUUACAAUGACAUUUCACCCCCAAGACAAAAUGCUUUUCUGACUAAACGUACAAGUAUGCUAUAUGCGUCUCAUAGGCUUGUAAACAUGCAUUUUGAUAAUCUAGUAAGUACACUGUUUUUAAUGGAAUUUUGUGAGAAAUUUAAAUAAAUUCUUUUCUGAAUUAAA
Messenger RNA from Macrobrachium nipponense, 1059 nucleotides. Its product is annotated as transcription initiation factor TFIID subunit 13-like. The record is from RefSeq and is a predicted model, not a curated record. Lineage: Eukaryota; Metazoa; Arthropoda; Malacostraca; Decapoda; Palaemonidae. Gene Ontology annotation, molecular function: protein heterodimerization activity. Gene Ontology annotation, cellular component: transcription factor TFIID complex. Gene Ontology annotation, biological process: transcription by RNA polymerase II. The transcript is spliced from 4 exons. The coding region runs from base 304 to 693 and encodes 129 amino acids.